AUGCCAAUUGAAAUCCCCCAAACUCAAAAAGCAGUAAUUUUUGAAACCAAUGGCGGUCCAUUAAAUUACACCGACAUCCCCGUGCCCCAGAUCAAAUCGAAUGAAAUCCUUGUCAACAUUAAAUACUCGGGUGUUUGUCACUCAGACUUACAUGCUUGGAAGGGCGAUUGGCAAAUCCCAUACAAGCUCCCUCUUGUGGGAGGCCAUGAAGGUGCUGGAGUAGUGGUUGGCGUGGGAGAGAACGUACAAGGUUGGGCCAUUGGUGAUUUGGCCGGUGUCAAAUUGAUUAAUUCGACAUGUUUGAAUUGUGAACAUUGUCAACAAUCAAAUGAAACUAGUUGUGCUACCAAGACAUUGAAUGGGAUCAAUAUGGACGGUACGUUUCAACAAUACUGCGCUACUGAUGCUAUCCAAGCGGCUAAGUUGCCCGCUGACAUUGAUUUGAAAUCAGUUGGGCCCAUUUUGUGUGCUGGGAUCACUGUUUAUAAAGGAUUGAAGUCGUCGGAUGCUAAACCGGGUCAAUGGGUUGCCAUUUCAGGAGCAGCUGGUGGAUUGGGGUCGUUGGCAAUUCAAUAUGCCAAAGCAUUGGGGUUGAGAGUGGUGGGGAUCGAUGGAGGUGCAGAAAAGGGAGAAUUUGUCAAAAGUUUAGGUGCUGAAGCAUAUGUUGAUUUCACUACUUCGAAAGAUAUAGCUAAAGAUAUUAUUGCCGUGACCAACGGUGGUGCUCAUGCGGCCCUAAAUGUUGCAUCCUCAGAACAAGCUAUUCAAAAAUCGGUGGAGUAUGUAAGACAAAGUGGUACGGUUAUCCUAAUUGCAUUGCCCCCAAAUGCAAAACUUACCGUUGAUGUUUUGAGUACUGUUGUAAAACAAAUCACCAUUAGAGGAUCCUAUGUGGGAACUAAAUGGGACACUACUGAAGCUAUUGAUUUUUUCCAUAGAGGUUUGAUUAAAUGCCCUAUUAAAGUUGUUGGCAUGGCCGAAGUGGAGCGCGUGUUUAAGGAAAUGGAAGAGGGUAAGAUUUUGGGAAGGUACGUUCUUGACACCUCCAAGUGA
Lodderomyces margitis is the source of this 1053-nucleotide messenger RNA. RefSeq names its product alcohol dehydrogenase (gene ADH2). The transcript has a single exon. Gene Ontology annotation, molecular function: oxidoreductase activity; zinc ion binding. Lineage: Eukaryota; Fungi; Ascomycota; Pichiomycetes; Serinales; Debaryomycetaceae. The record is from RefSeq and is a predicted model, not a curated record. The coding region runs from base 1 to 1053 and encodes 350 amino acids.